Messenger RNA from Scatophagus argus, 2127 nucleotides. It is a transcript of the gene cstf2, whose product is annotated as cleavage stimulation factor, 3' pre-RNA, subunit 2. Bases 64 to 1536 code for a protein of 490 amino acids. Gene Ontology annotation, molecular function: mRNA binding. The record is from RefSeq and is a predicted model, not a curated record. Gene Ontology annotation, biological process: mRNA 3'-end processing. NCBI's taxonomy places the organism in Eukaryota, Metazoa, Chordata, Actinopteri, Scatophagidae. Gene Ontology annotation, cellular component: mRNA cleavage and polyadenylation specificity factor complex. The transcript has 13 exons.
UUCCCACGAACGGAUAUUAUCUCAUCUUAAUUUCCGGGUGUCACAUUAAUUUGUGUCCCCAAAAUGGCGAACGUAGCUUCAGCUGCUGCUGCUGCUGCUGCUGCCGCUGCUGCCGCGAAUAGAGAUCCAGCUGUUGAUCGUUCAUUAAGAUCAGUAUUUGUGGGGAACAUCCCGUAUGAAGCCACAGAGGAACAGCUGAAAGACAUCUUUUCUGAAGUCGGACUUGUUGUCAGCUUCAGGUUAGUAUAUGACAGGGAGACAGGAAAGCCAAAAGGGUAUGGCUUCUGUGAGUAUCAAGACCAGGAGACGGCCCUCAGUGCCAUGCGGAACCUGAACGGCAGAGAGUUUAGUGGUCGGGCUCUCCGUGUUGAUAACGCAGCCAGUGAGAAAAACAAGGAAGAGCUCAAAAGUUUGGGAACAGGAGCCCCCAUUAUCGAGUCUCCUUAUGGAGAUAGCAUCCAGCCACAGGAAGCCCCAGAGUCCAUCAGCAGAGCUGUGGCCAGCCUGCCGCCCGAGCAGAUGUUUGAGCUUAUGAAACAGAUGAAGCUGUGUGUGCAGAACAGUCCUCAGGAGGCCAGGAACAUGCUGCUGCAGAACCCUCAGCUGGCCUAUGCUCUGCUGCAGGCCCAAGUAGUCAUGCGGAUUGUUGACCCUGAGAUAGCCUUGAAAAUGCUCCACCGUCAAACUUCGGUCCCGCCUCUGAUUACCAGCGGGCAGGGUGGAGGAGCACCUCCAGUCAACCCCUCCCCUGCACAGCCCAGCGUGCCAGUGUCUCAGCCACAGACUGUGCCUGGAAUGCAUGUCAACGGAGCCCCUCAAAUGAUGCAGCCCCCCAAUAUGGGCGUUGUCCCCGGCCCAAUGGCAGUACCAGGACCGGGACCAGUACCAGUGGGACCUCCAGGACCAGGUGGGAUCCCCCCCAGAGGCCUGCUGGGAGAUGGUCCUAAUGAUCCCAGAGGAGGAACUCUGCUGUCCGUCACUGGAGAGGUCAUAGACCCCAACCGGGGUUACAUGGGCGCUCCGCCGCCACACCAAGCCCCACCUGUACACAUGGCCCCAAUGGCAGGUGGACCCCCUCCGGACAUGAGAGGACCUCCAAUGGACAUGAGAGGCCCGCCCAUGGGUGAACCACGAAACAUGAUGGGUGAUCCCAGAGGGCCCCCGAUGAUGGAGCCACGGGGACCUCCGAUGGAAACCAGAGGUCGUGACCCGAGGGCGAUGGACGCUCGCGGUCCAGUGACUGGGCAGAGGGUUCCCAUGGCAGUAGGGAUGCCAGGCCCUGUUCCUCAUAACAUGGGUCCUAAUGCUCCUCCACCUGCGAGACAGGGUCCUGGGAUUUCUGGUGUUCCUCCAUCAGGAGGAGGCUUCAGUCCAGGGCAGAACCAAGUCUCCACACAGGACCAGGAGAAGGCUGCCCUGAUCAUGCAGGUCCUGCAGCUGACCCCAGAACAGAUUGCCAUGUUGCCCCCAGAGCAGCGACAGAGCAUCCUCAUCCUCAAAGAGCAGAUUCAGAAGACGGCAGGAGGGGCACCCUGACAGUCCAGCUGAAGAACUUUAAAAGCUUUCAGGACACACAAACUACCCCAAACCGUCACCUUCCUUUACCCUCCGAACAGAUCUGAAGAUGACUCAUUAGUUUUCUAGUUUGUUUUUUUUAAUCAUAAUGUCUGUAUGAGAGUUAGGUCUGUGCUUGUUGAUCUGAAAAUAAGACGAUGAGUGUUGGCCAGAGCGUGUGUGUAAGGAGGUUUAAUCCUUUCCUUCAGUUUUCUUGGCGAAGCCGACCAUUUUCGUGUUAUCAGCUCUGGAAACUGUUUGUCUGCAUGUUGUUUUUGUCAAUAAAACAAACAAACAAAAAAAUACAUUGACUGCUUUUAUUUAUUUAUUCAAAGGGAGUUCGGUAUUGCAUACAAAAAAGGGAUAUAAAACAAAUUGUGAAAUUAAAAUUUCCAUUAGUGUAAGCCCUUCCAUGCCUUUAGAGGAUGACUAACCGCAGGCUACGUGACUGGCUCACAGUCAUCUUAUCACUGCCAUAAGGAAAUACAGUUUUGACAGAUAUAAUGAGCCAUUGUCAGUUUACAAGAAACCUGUUUCCUUACCCAUUAAACCCUUUCAAAAAAAAAAAAAAAA